UGGGCGUUCAGCACCAUCGAGAUGAUCGAAUCGAUGUACGCCAUCAAAAACGGAACUUUCUAUCCCUUUAGCGUGCAGGAAAUGAUUGACUGUAUGCCAGGCAAUUUCGGAUGCCAGGGCGGUGACAUAUGUAGUCUGCUUUCGUGGCUACUGAUGUCGAAAACCGAAGUCAUUUCCGAGAACGUAUAUCCUCUCACACGGCGAGAUGACCAGUGCAGAUUAUCUAAGCUUUCUAUGAAGACUUCAGGUGUCAGGAUAAUGGAUUUCACAUGUGACAGCUUUGUGGAUGCGGAAGAUGAACUUCUGGCAUCACUCGCCACUCACGGACCCGUGGCAGUCGCGGUAAAUGCCAUAUCAUGGCAGAAUUAUUUAGGCGGCGUGAUACAGUAUCACUGUGACGGUUCAUUCAACAGUUUGAAUCACGCGGUACAGAUAGUGGGAUAUGAUCUGUCAGCGGCGAUACCACAUUAUAUCAUGAAAAACUCAUGGGGACCGACCUUCGGUGACAAAGGAUACCUUUAUAUCGCCGUCGGCAGCAAUUUAUGCGGCAUAGCCAAUCAAGUGUCGUCGGUUGAAGUUGGUUAAUAAAUCACGACUACUUACGACAUCAUCCGUUUCGGCGAGAAACAAAUCGAACAGCCAUGGAACAAAUGUAACGAUAAUGUGUAAUGUAUAUUUCAAUAUCUUCCUACAAAGUACAUUGUAAGCGAAAGUGUUGUAAAACUACGAGUCAAAAAAAGAUUGAUUACUUAUGUAAAAUAUGUCAUAUCUUUCGUGUCAUUAUUUGUAAUUUUUUUUUUUUUAAGAUAUCUAGCGUUGCGAUCGGCUAUUUUAAAAACUUAACGUUGGAACAUUUGCUUCAUUUGAAUCAUGCGAAUGUAUAUCUACUGUGACUGUCUGAUGUGUUACAGAAAUAAAAAUUGUCAAUUAAAGUUCUGUGAGA
This is a messenger RNA of Dinoponera quadriceps, 943 nucleotides long. Its product is annotated as cathepsin O-like. Gene Ontology annotation, cellular component: lysosome. Gene Ontology annotation, molecular function: cysteine-type endopeptidase activity. The transcript has 5 exons. The coding region runs from base 22 to 585 and encodes 187 amino acids. NCBI's taxonomy places the organism in Eukaryota, Metazoa, Arthropoda, Insecta, Hymenoptera, Formicidae. The record is from RefSeq and is a predicted model, not a curated record.